Messenger RNA from Drosophila novamexicana, 1785 nucleotides. RefSeq names its product sin3 histone deacetylase corepressor complex component SDS3. The coding region runs from base 127 to 1113 and encodes 328 amino acids. Gene Ontology annotation, cellular component: Sin3-type complex. The transcript is spliced from 5 exons. Gene Ontology annotation, biological process: negative regulation of transcription by RNA polymerase II. NCBI's taxonomy places the organism in Eukaryota, Metazoa, Arthropoda, Insecta, Diptera, Drosophilidae. Gene Ontology annotation, molecular function: histone deacetylase binding. The record is from RefSeq and is a predicted model, not a curated record.
GUGUGUGUAUGUACAUUGUCAGCAAGAAAUAUAAACAAUUGCAAUAAAAUUACUAAAAAACUGAACAAUUUUAAGCAUAAAAGUGUUAAUUGCCUGCUAGUUAAGCUGUCGUAUACACUGAGCAAAAUGAACGCCUACUACACACUGUACUCGGGCGACAACUAUGACGACGAGUCGAUUGGUGAUGAACGCAGCGAAGAAGAUACUGACGACGCUAGCGAAACGGAGUUCCGCAGUCCGCAUCGCUAUGGCGGAACCAACGGCAACUCCAACAACAACAACAUUGGCAGCAACAGCGAGCUCAAAGAACAAAUGUACCAGCACAAGCUAAUUAAUCUGCAGAAGCAGCUGGAGGAGCUGAAUCAGCUGAUACAUCCGGAAUAUAUGAAGCGUGUACGCAAGCUGGACAAUCAGCUAAAGGAGCGUCGACGUCUGAACGAGAUCUACAAGGAUUAUAUGCGCGAAUGCGUCGAGCGCGACUAUAUACUGGAGAAGAAGGCAGCCCAAAAGGAGUUCGACGAGAAGAUGAUGGAUCUCAAGGAUAAUCUAAUAGCUGACUUUGAGGAUCGCAAACGACAGAUCGAGAACGAACGCUACAGCCUGGAGCUGACCAACGAUUCGAUGGAGAUCAAGACAACGGUGACGCGCAAGCUGCGUCGUCGGCCCAACGAACCGCUGCCGGUGAUCGAGAAGCGACGCAAGCCCGCCACCGGCCAGCUGUUGGUCUAUCAGCUGGAUGACAAGGAAAUCGAAUCGGAUCUCAAGAUGAUACAGCGCGGCAAACCGAUGCCGCUGCAACAGAACGGCAUGGGCUCCUACACGAAUACCCAGCAGCAGCAGCAACAGCAGCAGCAGCAGCAGGCACACAACCUGCUGGCCGAGUCGAAUAGCUAUGUGGAGACACGCAUCGAGGACAACAAGCUGCUCUACGAGCGCCGCUGGUUCUGUCGCGGCCAGCAGAUCUAUGUUGAGGGCAAGGACAUGAACAAGUUUGCGGCCACCAUCACAGCCAUUGGCAACGAGGUGAUUUGGGUGAAGCGCUCCAAUGAAAGCAAAUUCAAGAUCAACAUGUCGCAUUUGGCCAAGGGCAAAAUCUGCAUAAAGCGACGAUAGUCCACAUAUAUCCGCAUAUAUAUUUAAAUGAUGUACCAUUUACGCUUUAGCUUAAGUGUACAUUUUAUUUUAAACAAAUUGUAUAUAAUUGAGAAAUUGCUUUUGUUAUCCAUUCAGUCCGUGUGCAGCUGUGCUUCUUGUGAAGCCCCAGCCCCCGAAAUUCUUCCAUUUGUUUACGCUCCGCUCCGCUCCGGUUUCCAAUGGCUGUGCAAAUAUUUGGAAAGGCUUUCGGGCUCGAUUUCGACUUCUGCUGGCAUUUUGUUUAUUGCUUUAUCGAGCAUCGAAUUUCCUGGGAAAACUAAUUGCAUAAAGUUCGCCCUUCUCUCGACAUUCAAAGCUGGUUCUCGUAGCUGCCAUUUGCAAGGGUAUUAAAUCAGCAACAAGGCGUGUUCGCCUUUGCGAGCGUCCACUGUACACGCGAUUCGGCCAGCUCUCAGCGAGAAAAGCGCGCGUAACUCUUUGCAGAAAGAAAAAACAUUUAAAAAAAAGAAAGAGGAGACGAAUAAAAUUCUUGUUUCACUUUGCGCUUGCUUUAUAAUUUGUCGUAUUGCAUUGCUGCAAUCUUUUGCUUCAUAAUACAAAACAUUCACACAAUUUCUGUUUGUUUUUUGUUGUUGUUGGGUUAGUUCCAGAAUGGAACUCGUUUAAAUUUAAGUUGAAUAAAAAAAAACG